Messenger RNA from Aspergillus pseudotamarii, 1632 nucleotides. RefSeq lists its product as uncharacterized. The coding region runs from base 1 to 1632 and encodes 543 amino acids. The transcript has a single exon. NCBI's taxonomy places the organism in Eukaryota, Fungi, Ascomycota, Eurotiomycetes, Eurotiales, Aspergillaceae. The record is from RefSeq and is a predicted model, not a curated record.
AUGACGACUUCUUCAUCCAUUUCGAAUGCCCGCUUGAGGGUCUACCAAGAUUGGGUGCGAACUUGGCUUCGUACAUCUACGCCUUCAAGCAAAGGGUUCCUGAAGGAAGCUUCCGUGGAUAUCAGCAUAAUGGCAUACUUGCUACAGGACUCCAAUCUAGGUCUUCUCUCGGAUCUGUCGCUUCUGCACCAGGUUAUUGCUUCUUUUCAACAGAGGUUCAGGGAUGGACAGAUCGUACUAGGUGGAUCCUGGCCACCUUCUUCUGAAGUGACAAAUCUACUUUCUGAGUGUUAUGAUCCCCGAGUCGAGUGUACCUGCGAAGGAGUGCUACCGUCGCCCUCAACAACGAAUGUGACAUCAAUCACAUGCGUCUCAAUAGAGAAAAUGCGGUCCGCACAAGAUGACGUUAUCGAACGGCAUUUGGAGUGGAACGGCCGCGGCCUUUUCACUGUAGAAAAGCUCCAGGCUGCGGUCGAGGAGCUCACAUUCUGCAAUUUUGGUAUCAACGAGACCUUGACAAAUUGCUUGGGGACCAGCUUUACGUCUAUCCCUUGUAUCAGUGCCCCCGACCGUCGACCAAGUGCAAGAUGCGACAGCGAUCCAGAUGUCUUCAAUAACCUCUUCCCCACAUUCGAGAACAUCAAGUUGUGUGCCGAUGCGAAAUACUUCCAUGCAAUGGCUUGUGGCGGCACCCUGGUCGAUCAAGGUCUAUUAUAUGCAAUUGCUGACGCCGGAAACGAUGUGUUGAUUGGCGACUAUUGUGAAGCUGCAACAGAAGAAGGGCUGCACCUGCUACAACAAAUUGGAGCUGCUGCUGUCGCCUUCUUAAAGGCAUGCAACUUAGCGGGCCUCGUCAACGAUUGGCAACUUGAUGUCCUCGUCGCAGCCCAUAUACAGUUUCGCGUACUAGGUUAUUAUCGUAACCAUGCUGUCGCUAAAUUACCAGCCGGAUUAUACGGGAGCCGCAUGACGGGUAUAGCGAUCCACCGACAUAUAGACAUUGCGAAUGCUGUUGGAGUGGUCGCCGCCUCUCUGGCCACAGGAGAGCAGUUGAAUGAAUCUGAAUACAUGCAGCUUUCCUACGGAACGACGCUCAUCAACGACCUGGUUGACUUUCGCAGCGAUGCCAUGCGCAAACAACGGGAAAACCCUGUCCUCCGAGGGGUCCAAGGAUCUAUUUGCGAAUAUCUCCGCCAGCAAGUGUUGGACUGUCUGAUCAACGUUCGGACUCUGAUCGAAUCCAAACGUCUGCUUGCAAUGGUGACCAUGGCUUUCUGCAACUGGUGCGUCAUGGCAUCCCAUCACAAGCUGCAUGAAGUAUACCAUGGCGCUGUGCAGAAUACAACGCUCAAGCAGCCAUGUAAGUACCAUGGGCUGGAAGAGCAAUAUGAGUUGUUGCUUAAUGUCUUGCGCCCAUACGGGUCAAUAGGCUCUGCUGGGCCGCAUUUGGGGAUGAAGCGCAGAGAUUUGGAUCAGCUCUAUAGCCAUUAUAAACAGACUCCUGAAACUCACCGAGCGUGGCUCGCUGACAUGGUUCGAAUUCUGAUGCAGCCUACGACUUUUCGGAGAAUUGUUGACGUUGUGCAUUAUCCCUGGGUGGGAGACAUUGGAGAAGCAGAAUAUUGUCCUUGA